AUGUCCGCCACCGACGCCAAGGCCACCGGCCCCACGGGCACAUCGCGCCCCGCGUCCCCGUCCCAGCGCUCCUCCGCCUCCGCCAACGGCCUCCGACGAAACUCGGACCCGGCCCUCGACCCCAAGCACCAGCACACCCACCCGCACGUCCACCACGCCCCGAGCGCCGAGAACAACGGCCACACCCACGCCGUCUACACCAAGGGCACCACGGCCGACGCGACCCUGAUCCCCGCGCAGUCCCCGCUGCACCGGCACGACGUCGAGAGCGCCGGCCUGCCCCCGUACCACAGCGACCCGGAGAAGCACGAGGAGCGCGACGUCAUCGACACCACCUCGGGCGGCGAGCACGGCGAGGCCGAUCGCGCCCCGGGUGGCGGCGGCAGCUGUACCGACGCUACCGCAUCCACACCGGCGUCGUCGUCUACGACCACAUCCCCCAAGUGGCGCACCCCGCUCGGCGCCGCCGUCACCAUUGGCUCCAUCCUGCUCGGCGCCUUCAUCUCGGAGGAGUCCGAGAACAACACGCGCGAGAACCGCGCCAUCUCCCUCUUUGGCCUCGCCGUGCUCAUCUUCCUGCUGUGGGCCAGCUCCCGCGACCGCCGCCGCGUGCAGUGGCGCACCGUCAUCGGCGGCAUGCUCGCCCAGUACAUCAUUGCCCUCUUCGUCCUCCGCACCGGCGUCGGCUUCAGCAUCUUCAAGUUCAUCGCCGACCGCGCCGGUGACCUCCUCAGCUUCUCCCGCCAGGGUACCGCCUUCCUCACCACCCCCACCGUCGCCGAGCUCACCUGGUUCCUCAUCGGCGUCAUCCCCGCCAUCAUGUUCUUCAUCUCCAUCGUCGAGGUGCUCUACUACAUUGGCUUCAUCCAGUGGUUCAUCAAGAAGUUCGCCACCUUUGUCUUCUGGGCCCUCCGCGUCUCCGGCGCCGAGGCCGUCGUCGCCGCCGCCACCCCCUUCAUCGGCCAGGGCGAGUCCGCCAUGCUCGUCCGCCCCUUCGUCGCCCACAUGACCACCGCCGAGCUCCACCAGAUCCUCACCUGCGGCUUCGCCACCAUCUCCGGCUCCGUCCUCGUCGCCUACGUCGGCCUCGGUCUCAACGCCCAGGCCCUCGUCUCGUCCUGCAUCAUGUCCAUCCCCGCCUCCCUCGCCAUCUCCAAACUACGGUUCCCCGAGACCGAGGAGACCCUCACCGCCGGCCGCGUCGUCAUCCCCGACGACGACGAGCACAGGGCCCAAAACGCCCUUCACGCCUUUGCCAACGGUGCCUGGUUCGGUCUCAAGAUUGCCGGCACCAUUGUCACUUCUAUUCUCUGCAUGCUCGCGGCCGUUGGCCUCGUCGACGGCCUUCUCGGAUGGUGGGGCCGCUACCUCAACAUCUCCGACCCCGACCUGUCUCUCGAACUCAUCAUGGGUUACAUCUGCUACCCUAUUUCCUUCCUUCUCGGCGUUCCCCGCCAAGGAGUCGUGGCCCCGGGAAGUCGUCGCGACGCAGAAAUUUACAAGGUCGCCAAGAUUCUCGCCACCAAGAUCAUCAAGGUAACGUUUGAACCCUUUCCCCUCCACUCCCUCACUAAGGGAAAAAACCAAAAAACACUUGCUCGUUUAAAAUUCACUGUCCUAACCGUCAUCAAACCCUCAGAACGAAUACGCCGCCUUCGAAGCCCUCAAGGCAGAGACCCUCACCCCCGCUCCCGCCUCAUCGCCACCUAUGCCAUCUGCGGCUUCGGCAACAUCGGCUCCCUCGGUAUUCAGGUCGGCAUCCUCUCCCAACUCGCUCCCUCCCGCGGCGGAGACGUGUCCCGCAUCGCCGUGUCCGCUCUCAUCUCCGGAGUCCUGUCUACCUUCACCUCGGCCGCCAUGGCGGGUCUGGUCAUCACCGACCAGGUGGAUCUUGUCCCCAGCGCGUAG
Molecule: messenger RNA, 1908 nt
Organism: Parascedosporium putredinis
Lineage: Eukaryota; Fungi; Ascomycota; Sordariomycetes; Microascales; Microascaceae
Source: the annotation of a GenBank genome assembly